This is a messenger RNA of Aspergillus alliaceus, 1743 nucleotides long. RefSeq names its product putative GPI anchored cell wall protein (Dan4). The transcript has 3 exons. The coding region runs from base 506 to 1426 and encodes 306 amino acids. The record is from RefSeq and is a predicted model, not a curated record. Lineage: Eukaryota; Fungi; Ascomycota; Eurotiomycetes; Eurotiales; Aspergillaceae.
ACCGGCGAUGUGAACUUCUAUUUGCAGUGUUAUUGAUGUGAAAGUCUUAAUCUAGUGGUUGACCACGCGAAGAUCCACCGUGAAUGUCCAUUGUGAUUCGUUCCAUCGGUGUUACCUGUUCCUCGAAUUGAAUUUUUUCUUUUCUGGCGGAUCCGAAGCCGACGGACUAAAUCGACUAACUCCAUUAUCAGGCCGGAAACCUGAACUCAUAACAAAAAGGCCUUGUUCGCUGUUAAGUCUUCCUUCGCUCCCCUUUCUCUCUUCUCCUCUCCUCUCAUUGUCCCAAAUUCACCUCUUUGGUCAUUAUUUGCUCUUUUCUUGGUCUUUUCACCCACCUCGACAGGGAACUACCGACGGGUUUUCAAUCGAUACGAACCUCCGAUUUUAAUCUCAUCGUCUCUGCUGCCUAUCAGUUAGCCCGCCAAGCUGCCAAUCAGCUUGACUAAGUCUGCUCUCUGUACAUCAUCCGACCACAAUACAUAAAAAAAAAACCCCCGCAGACAGGAUGAAUCGUCUUGUCAGGCUUUGCUUCGUCUCCUUGGUCGUCGCAUCCUCUGCGAUUGCGACCACAGCGCCCGAACAGGCCGACGCCGAGGGGAGCGCUGUCUCCGACAAGUCCGAUUUCUACAGCUAUCUCGAGAAGAUCGAUGAGCAAUCCAUCCACAAGGCUCUUCAUCUCUUCGAAAAGUUCCACCAUGGCGUCUUCCCCUCCGACGAUGACGCCGUGCAGGCUCUCGGUACGGAGGAUAGCUCGUUGGCAGCCCAUCUGAAUCUGAAGAGGGACAACAGCUCCACAGCUGCUGAGCCCUCGGCCACUGCUGUAGCGGAACCAACCAGCACGGCGGCCGGCACCACUGCUACUCCAACUCCUACUCAAAAGUCUACUGCCGAGUCCACUACUGAGCAUACUACUGCUCAGCCAAACACUCAGUCGACGACCGACAAGCCCACCACUGACAAGCCUACCACCACCAGCGAAACCCACUCGGAACCGCCGUCCACCCACACCACGGCCUCAACUGAGCCCCCGUCCACUCACUCAGACCCCAAGACAACUUCUACCGACUCUACACCCUCCGCCACGAACUCCGACUCUAGCUCUAGCUCCAGCUCCACCACCACCAAGAAGGACCCCACCACCAUGCAAACUACCACGGCCCCAGAGACCACCAAGAAGCCCGAGACCACCAAGAACACAACCCCCUAUACCUCCACUUUCAAGAGCACCACCACCCUCCCCAACGGCGAGCAAAGCACCAUCACCUCCAUCACAGUCGUUCACCCCACCGAAACCAACCAUGAAGUCGCCACCAAAACCGGCGCCGCCCCCGGCCUGCAGACCGACAACGCCGCUUCCACCACCGGCCUCACCCGCGAGCUGUUCGUGAUGAUUGGCGGAGCCGCCAUGGUCGCCAUGGCCUUGUAAUCUUGUCCACCCUCCACUCCCUCCUUCUCUUUCUAUGAAAGCAAAGCCGACAUCGCUUACGUUACGUUUUGUACUGCCUUUUUCACGCUCACGCUCCACUUACGAUCCUUGUGCAUACUGUGGCGUCCGACAUUUGUCUCUCUUUAUUUUAAGCGGUAUUGAGAUGAGAUCGAUCAUGGGUUUAAGGGCAUGUCUCUCCUUUUUUUUAUUCUGUCUAGCGUGUUGUGCAUAAUUAGAUUGAUGACCUGGCUUUAGUGCGGGUUACUCUGAACAAUUGAAUCUUAGUAGAUAUGUGAUUAUCUUGAUGUUUAUUCAGU